Calliphora vicina (urban bluebottle blowfly) is the source of this 2478-nucleotide messenger RNA. RefSeq names its product dipeptidyl peptidase 3 (gene DppIII). Gene Ontology annotation, molecular function: metalloexopeptidase activity; dipeptidyl-peptidase activity. Gene Ontology annotation, biological process: proteolysis. Lineage: Eukaryota; Metazoa; Arthropoda; Insecta; Diptera; Calliphoridae. Gene Ontology annotation, cellular component: cytoplasm. The record is from RefSeq and is a predicted model, not a curated record.
AAAUUAAGUCCCAGAAACAAAAAUUAAAAUGUUAAGUUUAAGCAAAAAUAUGUUCAAAGCACCAUUGAAAAUGGUCUAUCGCUUACAAAAUUGCCAAUUAAGGCAAUUAAAUUCUAAUAUGGCCUACAUUAGGACCUCAAACAAAUCUCAACAGAUAAAAAAGUUAAAUAGUUUAUUAAUAUUUAAUCGACAAAGUUUAAGUCAAGCUAUCAUUGUACGCACUAUGGCAUCUGCUAACGCUGCUCAUUUUGUUUUACCCAACACUCAACCCAUUGCUGAUUUAGAAUGUAAAAAUGCAUUUGAGAAUCUUACGGAAAAAGAAAAACAUUAUGCCCAUUACUAUAGCAAAGCAUCAUGGGAUGGUGGUCUUAUUUCUUUAAUACAAUCCAGCCAUCGUAUUUUUGUUGCGGAACCUUUGGAGGAUUUUAAGAAAAAAUGUUUAUCGAAUGGCUUAACAGAAGAGGAAUUUACGGCAUUUUUAGUUUAUGCCUGCGGUGUAUUUGCCAAUGCUGGAAAUUACAAGGGCAUGGGCGAUAGCAAAAUUCUACCAAAUUUGAGCCAAGAAAAAUUUGAAGAGAUUGUUAAACUAUCAACGGCAUUUAGCAAGGAUUGUCAAGUUCCUAAAGUAUUGAACAAAGUUAUUUCUCUUAUUUAUGCUUUAAAUCCACGUAAUGAAGUUUUGGGUUUUGCGCCAAACGGCAUUACUACGUAUUGGUCAGAUAAUUGCACCAAGGAAGAUGCAGAUAUUGUUAAUGAUUGGCUGACAUCGAAACGUAUGGAGCCCUAUAUGUGUCGUACUUUUAAAGUUGAGGAAAACGGCGAAGUCAUAUACGACAUAAAACUCGCUUCUGUGCAUACUGAACACGAAGAUGGCAUUACGUUACCUAUAGAAACAUACAAGGAUAACAAGUUUCGUGUAACUCGUGGCGAUUACAGUAAACUAUUGGCUCGUGUUGAUAAAAAUCUGGAAGAUGCUAAGAAGUUUGCCGCCAAUGAAAAUCAAUUAAAUAUGAUUGAGAGUUAUAUAAAAUCUUUUGAAGAAGGUACUUUAGCUGAUCACAAAGACGGGUCCAGACAUUGGAUUAAAGACAAGGGCCCAGUAAUUGAAACUUAUAUUGGCUUUAUUGAAACUUAUCGGGAUCCUGCUGGUGGACGUGCUGAGUUCGAAGGUUUUGUUGCCAUGGUUAAUAAGGAAAGUUCGGCUAAGUUUGCGGAACUGGUUGCUAAAGCUGAGAAAUUGCUAGAAUAUUUACCUUGGACUAAAGAAUAUGAAAAAGAUUCUUAUUUAAAACCUGACUUUACUUCUUUAGAUGUGUUGACUUUUGCUGGUAGUGGAGUGCCGGCUGGUAUAAAUAUUCCAAACUAUGAUGAAAUCCGUCAAGAUGAAGGCUUUAAAAACGUUUCGCUUGGUAAUGUUUUAGCGAAUAUCAACCGUAAGGACCCCAUACCAUUUUUGUCCGAUGAGGAUCAAACACUAAUGAAGGAAUACAAAGUAAAAUCAUUCGAGGUACAAGUUGGUCUCCAUGAACUUCUUGGUCACGGCAGUGGCAAACUAUUCCGCAUCGAUGAAAACGGUAAAUUUAAUUUUGACAAAGAUACCACAAAGAAUCUUAUUAAUGGGGAGCCCAUUACCACUUGGUAUUUGCCUGGAGAAACUUAUGACACAAAGUUUGGUGCAAUUGGUUCUUCAUAUGAAGAAUGUCGUGCCGAAGCUGUAGGCCUUUAUCUAUCAUUACAACGUGAUAUAUUGGAAAUCUUUGGCUUUAAAGAUCCUGCUGAACAGGAUAAUAUAAUCUACAUUAACUGGUUGUCAUUGAUAUGGAAUGGUAUGGGCGUAGCGUUGGAAAUGUACAAUCCACAAUCUAAACAAUGGAUGCAGGCACAUUCCAGAGCCCGUUUUGUAAUUAUGAAAGUAUUAUUAGAAGCUGGAGAAGGCUUCGUUACUAUCGAGGAAUGUGAGGAAGGUAAAAAUUUACGUCUUACCGUAGAUCGCAGUAAAAUUGAGACUGUUGGUAAAAAGGCAAUGGAAAACUUCCUAAAAAAAUUGCAAGUAUACAAGUCGGCGGCCGAUAUUUCAAGUGCUUCCAAAAUGUAUGAGCAUUAUUCAGAAGUCAAUGAAACUGGACCCCAUCCAUGGGCAAAAUGGCGUGAUAUAUGCUUAGCCCACAAAAAGCCCCGUGUCAUUUUGGUACAAGCAAAUACCAAAGUAGAGAACGAUAAAGUCCAACUUCUUACUUAUGAGGCAUCACAUGAAGGUUAUAUCAAGUCUUGGGUUGAACGUUUUCCUGAAACCGAUAUUGAUGACAUCUUAGAAGAAAUUGUAGAAAACGAUAAGAAAUAUUUCCCUUGUGCCUUUGGUAAUUGAAGUAAAAGUAUAAACUAUAAACUAUAAUCCACUAUAAUGCAAUGUGAAACACACACAUUUUGUUUGUAAAAGUUUUGAGAAAAAUAAUAAUUUAUAAUUUUUUUUAACAGAAA